AUGGGACGACCUGGAAGAUGCAGAGUAGCAGAGGGCAGGGAGUCGCCAGUGUCUACUGUUGCUCAUGCUGACAGUGAUCAAGGAGAAGAAGAGUGCCCUCGUAUUUCACUGCUGAGUGGGAUAGACCAGAGUCGGCGGCACCGGACUGCUUUCACGAGGGAGCAGCUGACCCGUCUUGAACAAGAAUACUGCAAAGAAAGUUACGUGUCUCGACCCAGACGUUGCGAACUGGCGGCAGCGCUCAACUUGCCCGAGACUACAAUAAAGGUCUGGUUCCAGAACAGGAGGAUGAAGGACAAGAGGCAGCGUCACAGUCUGAACUGGCCUAAUCCACUGGACCCAAGCCUGUGUGCCUUCAUGGUGAGUCAGGCGGCUGCUGGACUCCCCUACCCACUGCUACCCCGCUUGCCCCUUCAGCUAUACUCUCAUCUGGGCAUGGGUGGCCUCUCAGGCUAUUCAACCCCCUACAGUGCCACCACAAGGCCAGUGGACACUUUGCACUUUCCUCCUUCGAGCUACCCCUGGCUCACUGGACUUCCACAGCCAGCUCUCUAUUCCCCCGUCCAGACAAUGCUCCAUCCCACAGGAUGCCACUGUCCUCAUUGCCUGCACUGGAGACCAGACCAUCUGCAUAAACCUAGAGGGGGAGCUAGGACAGCCACGCAGCCCAAAACCUAUGGCAGUGCUUCAGGAUAA
Messenger RNA from Sinocyclocheilus grahami, 696 nucleotides. Its product is annotated as homeobox protein XHOX-3-like. The record is from RefSeq and is a predicted model, not a curated record. Bases 1 to 696 code for a protein of 231 amino acids. Gene Ontology annotation, molecular function: RNA polymerase II cis-regulatory region sequence-specific DNA binding; DNA-binding transcription factor activity, RNA polymerase II-specific. Gene Ontology annotation, cellular component: nucleus. Gene Ontology annotation, biological process: regulation of transcription by RNA polymerase II. The transcript is spliced from 3 exons. Lineage: Eukaryota; Metazoa; Chordata; Actinopteri; Cypriniformes; Cyprinidae.